UCACAAUCAUUAAGACCAUAUUUAUCUGCUGUAAGAAGCAGUUUGACAGCAGCAAUGACAUUGGAGGAUUUUUCGUCACAAAUUGUUGAAAGGCACAAUAGACCUGAAAUCGAGAGCAAGCAAACUAGAGAGGUUUUAUUGAAUCCAAUGUUAAUAUCGAGGAAUGAAAACGAAAAAACUUUGAUUGAACCAAGUAUUAAUUCAGUUCGAGUUUCAAUCAAAAUCAAAAAAAGCGAUGAAAUUGAACAGAUAUUGGUUCAUAAAUUUACAAGAUUUUUAACCUCAAGAGCUGAACAAUUUUUAAUAUUAAGAAGAAAUCCAAUUGAGGGAUAUGAUAUCAGUUUUUUGAUAACUAAUUACCAUACAAAUAAAAUGUUGAAAUUUAAGUUAGUUGAUUUUAUCAUUGAAUUCAUGGAAGACGUUGAUAAAGAAAUCAGUGAAAUGAAGUUAUUUUUAAAUGCAAGAUCGAGAUUUAUUGCUGAAGCAUAUUUGACACCUUUUGAUUAA
Messenger RNA from Ascoidea rubescens DSM 1968, 507 nucleotides. RefSeq names its product Arc19p (gene ARC19). Gene Ontology annotation, biological process: Arp2/3 complex-mediated actin nucleation; actin filament polymerization. Gene Ontology annotation, molecular function: actin filament binding. The record is from RefSeq and is a predicted model, not a curated record. The transcript has a single exon. The annotation marks the transcript as partial. Lineage: Eukaryota; Fungi; Ascomycota; Saccharomycetes; Ascoideales; Ascoideaceae. Gene Ontology annotation, cellular component: actin cytoskeleton; Arp2/3 protein complex.